Molecule: messenger RNA, 1216 nt
Organism: Cuscuta europaea
Lineage: Eukaryota; Viridiplantae; Streptophyta; Magnoliopsida; Solanales; Convolvulaceae
Source: the annotation of a GenBank genome assembly
CCCAUCUUUCCUUACCUCUCUAAAUCCUGAAAUUUACCGAUUCUUGGAAAAUGGGGGGCUGUCGUCAUCUCGGGAAACUUUUCUUGGCCCUGAUAUCUGUGGGGGCGUUGGUCGGCGGCGGCGGUGCUCAGCCACUGGUUCCGGCCAUUAUGGGCUUCGGAGACUCCUCUGUUGAUACUGGAAACAAUGAUUACAUUCACACAAUCUUCAAGGCCAAUUACCCCCCUUAUGGUAGAGAUUUCGCUAAUCAUGAGCCCACCGGAAGGUUCUGCAAUGGGAAACUAGCCACUGAUAUUACAGCUGACACUUUGGGGUUCACUAAAUAUCCGGCGGCAUACCUUAGCCCACAAGCAUCAGGGAAGAACCUUCUGAUUGGCGCCAAUUUUGCCUCAGCUGGAUCUGGCUAUGAUGAUAAAACUGCAUACCUUAGUCAUGCAAUUCCACUGUCUCAGCAGCUGCAGUAUUUCAAGGAGUACCAAAGUAAGCUAGUAAGUGUGGCAGGCAGCACCAAGGCUUCUUCUAUCAUUAAGGAAGCUCUCUAUGUUGUGGGAGCUGGAAACAGUGACUUCUUGCAGAAUUACUAUAUCAACCCUUACAUCAAUAAAGUCUUAUCUGCUGACCAAUAUGGAUCCUAUCUAGUUGAUAUUUUCAGCAAGUUUGUCCAGGAUUUGUAUGGAUUGGGAGCGAGGAAAAUUGGUGUGACUUCACUGCCCCCAUUGGGAUGUCUUCCAGCAGCAAGAAACUUAUUUGGUUUUCAUCAAAGUGGAUGUGUUGAUUAUAUCAACCAGAACGCGCAGAAAUUCAACAGUAAAGUGAAUGCAGCAGCAACACAGCUUAAGAAGAGCCUUCCUGGGCUCAAGCUCGUUGUCUUCGACAUCUACAAGCCCCUCUACGAUCUAGUCAAAUCCCCUUCAAGUGCCGGUUUUAUUGAAGCCGCAAGAGGGUGCUGCGGGACAGGCACAGUGGAGACCUCAGUGUUGUUGUGCAACUCCAAGUCACCGGGGACUUGCAGCAACGCAACUCAAUACGUGUUUUGGGACAGCGUCCAUCCUUCUGAGGCCGCCAAUCAGGUCUUGGCAGACGCAUUGAUCACCCAAGGCAUUGAACUCAUUGGCUGAGUUGCCCUACUUUGUGUGCAUUCAAGUUAAAGCUACCACUUUUAGUGCUUUUAUUUACUCUUAUGUUUGUUUUUUAUUCAUAUAAAAGAUCACAUGUC